CAGCCAGCCUGUUAAAGUUCAAACUAAUUACACGGCAGCUAACUGUUUACGGUAACCGGGGAGAGGAGACCUGGCCCGGCGGCCGUUAGCCCACCGUUGGACAUGGAAAGACGACAUUCCUGACGAUAAAACGUCAGUGACGUAUUUCCGUCUAUGUCUGAAACUUCCGUUUUUCUUCACAGCGCAGCUCGGCGGAGUUUAGAGGAUGGAGUCCAGCAGCCCGCUUGGUGACUCUCUGUCUCCAGAGUCAACGGUGACCUCCCUGCUGUCAAGUUCAGGCCACCUUAGGAGCAGCCUACUGCCUCCUGAACCCAACACCACCUUUAUUUACAGAGACAAGAACUACGAUUCAGCCUCGGCGGCGCUGGACGCCUACAUCACAGACUUUGAUCGGAGCUGUCAGAAAUGCAGGUCAUCAGCUGGAUCUCUGGUUCUGCCACACAGCCAGCCGUCCACUCCAAGGAAACCCAGAGUGGGAACGCUCAGAAACAGAGAUGUCCUGAGGGAGCGUCUGACCGACAGGGAGCUGGACUUCCUGAACCUCCCUGUCAGCUCCCUUCAUCAUCGUUUGAACCGUGACAGAAUCUCCAUGACGACAGACGAGCUGCUGUCCAUCCCUUACGACGGCUCCAUGCCCGUCACCCACACUUCUGCCUUCAUACAAGGCCUCUUGUCCGGGUCAGGAGGUUCCCAACUGUUCCCAUCCUCCACUGCACCAGCACACAGCAGCAGUUAUGUAGACGGUGAACACUUUAACUUGGACCCAAAUCGCCUAAACCAGUUCCUGAACCAGAACUGUCUUCCUGUCAGGACUCCCAGAAGCUCCAGGUGUAGAGGAAAACCAAAGAUGGGCAGAUUUCACCCAUCGGUUGGCAUACCUUCAUCCACACACAGAGCUGCGGAUCUCCACCUCCCUCACUGGUUGACCAGUAACAAGGCCCACAUGGACUGUUCUGAGAUCAGCAGCCUGCCUGACCUGAGUUAUCCGGCCUGGAUUCAGUGCUGCGACGUUGGCGAACCGGAGCUGUGGGACGAGCCCGGCGCUCCAUCGCCUGGAGCUUCCAGAGUUGAAGCUCCAUGCUGGGUAUCCGACCUGGAGAAAGAUGAAGCUCUGAAGGAAGCACCUGCACAGAUUGAAGGUGAGCAGAACCUCAGAGAUCUGAGGCUGCAGCUGGCUGAGCAGAUUUCUGCUCUCGCUGCAGAAGGAGGAGGCUCCCACAGCCUGGCAGCUUUAUUCAGAGACAACAGGAUCCAGGCUCUGAUCCAGAAGGCCGAUCAGGUGCUGGACUCUCUGAGUUCUGGAGGAGCAGGGAGUUCUGCAGAUAAAGUGAGUCCUGUCAGCACCGAGGACCUGCUGCCCCCAUCGCCUCCUCCCUGUCCCUCCACCUCUCUAGACCCAGGAGCAGCAGAGCUGGAAGCUGAUCAGACCCACCAGGAUGUGGAGGUCCCAGGCUGUUGUUUCCAUGGAAACACCACCUGGAAGCAGCCUGGACCAGUGGAGGCCGUGAAGCAGAUGCUGUUCAGGCUUCAGGCUGUGGAGGCGGAGCUUCAGAGGCGGCGAAUAGAUACCGACUGUCCAGGGACGCCAGAGAAACAGGAAGCUGAGCCUGACGCAGAGCUGCAGAGUUUUCCAGGCAGUCCAUCACUACAGAGAGCUCUGCUUCACCUGAACCGUCUGAAACUGCUGGUGGAAGAACCGGGACAGAAAGGCAGACAGAAGGAUGAAGAGAAGGAGGAAGAUGAAGGACGUUACUCCUCUUUAUCCGCCGACAGACUCCUCAGUUCCCAGCAGGGACCCUGAGGGGUCCCUGAAUCAGGAAGAUUGUUCAUGUGAAUCCUGUUUGAGAUGCUGAGGUUUCUGAAACACAUCAAAAUUAUGAAGGAUGUUGGAAGCUGAACCUCUGACUGUCCUGCUUUAGUUCCAGGAAUGUGAAGAACACUCAGGCUGAGAAGAAAAAAGUCAUUUUAAAUGUUUCUGAAGUUUUAUAAUAAGAAAUCUUUUUCUCACAAGUCAACUUCAUGGACUUCCUGAUCUCCUCUGAUAGGACAGUUUUCCACAGUGUUACAUAAAGUAAAGUUUAUUCUAUUUUCA
Messenger RNA from Girardinichthys multiradiatus, 2092 nucleotides. RefSeq names its product chromosome 8 C18orf54 homolog (gene c8h18orf54). The record is from RefSeq and is a predicted model, not a curated record. NCBI's taxonomy places the organism in Eukaryota, Metazoa, Chordata, Actinopteri, Cyprinodontiformes, Goodeidae. The transcript is spliced from 15 exons. Bases 206 to 1801 code for a protein of 531 amino acids.